UUUACCUUAAAAUUUUAAAUAUAUACUUAUUUUCCUUCCAUUUUGUGUAGCUGAAAAUUUGGCAUUUGUCUGAGCAUGACCUUGUGUCAAGGCUAAAGUUUCGUGCUCCUCUCUCAUCCACCAUCUUUCUCACGCCAAAAAGUCUUUGCAAUUUGAGGUUCCUUCUUCAACAAUGGCUUCAUCAAUGUUCAGUGGAACCGAAAGCCUCACACUUUUCAGUAGCAAAACCCCGAACGGUUUGUGUUUCAAUGCUUCCAAUUUUCACUCUAAAAGAAUAGGUUUCAAUUCUAGCACUACUAAUUUCAAUUUCAGUAAUAAAGCUAGGGUUCGUCAUAAUAGUAAUAGGAUUGUUAGAACCAUAGUACCAAAAUGUAGUUUAUCAGCUUCUAGGCCAACAUCACAACCUAGGUUCAUUCAGCACAAAAAAGAAGCAUUUUGGUUCUAUAGGUUCCUUUCAAUUGUGUAUGACCAUGUCAUAAACCCUGGCCAUUGGACUGAGGACAUGAGAGAUGAGGCACUUGAGCCUGCUGACCUAAGUGACAGGAACAUGAUUGUUGUUGAUGUCGGUGGCGGCACCGGUUUCACCACAUUGGGGAUUGUUAAGCAUGUGGAUGCCAAGAAUGUCACCAUUCUUGACCAGUCCCCGCACCAGCUCGCCAAGGCCAAGCAGAAGGAGCCCUUGAAGGAUUGCAAGAUUAUCGAAGGGGAUGCCGAGGACCUCCCCUUUCGAACCGAUUAUGCUGACAGAUAUGUGUCUGCUGGAAGCAUUGAGUACUGGCCGGAUCCACAGCGCGGCAUCAGGGAAGCAUACAGGGUAUUGAAACUUGGGGGCAAAGCAUGUGUAAUUGGUCCCGUCUACCCAACAUUCUGGUUGUCACGAUUCUUUGCUGAUGUUUGGAUGCUUUUCCCCAAGGAGGAAGAGUACAUUGAGUGGUUUCAAAAGGCUGGAUUCAAGGAUGUCCAACUAAAACGGAUUGGCCCAAAGUGGUAUCGUGGUGUUCGGCGCCAUGGCUUGAUUAUGGGUUGUUCAGUUACCGGUGUUAAGCCUGCAUCUGGUGAUUCUCCUUUGCAGCUUGGUCCAAAGGAAGAAGAUGUGGAGAAGCCUGUUAAUACCUUUGUGUUCUUAUAUCGUUUCCUUUUGGGUGCAUUGGCAGCUACAUGGUUUGUGUUGGUUCCUAUUUACAUGUGGCUCAAGGAUCAAAUUGUUCCCAAGGGUCAGCCAAUCUAAGAGCCGUUUGUGGUUAGUUUCUAUAAAUAAAAAGUGGUAGUUUGAGAUAUUAUCAAUUUAUCUGUUUUGUUUACAUUUUUCAUCAAAUGAAAGAUUAAUACAGUUUGCCCAA
This is a messenger RNA of Arachis duranensis, 1340 nucleotides long. RefSeq names its product 2-methyl-6-phytyl-1,4-hydroquinone methyltransferase, chloroplastic. The coding region runs from base 173 to 1228 and encodes 351 amino acids. NCBI's taxonomy places the organism in Eukaryota, Viridiplantae, Streptophyta, Magnoliopsida, Fabales, Fabaceae. The transcript has 4 exons. Gene Ontology annotation, molecular function: 2-methyl-6-phytyl-1,4-benzoquinone methyltransferase activity. The record is from RefSeq and is a predicted model, not a curated record. Gene Ontology annotation, biological process: methylation.